CGAGUGUUGGAUGUUGAGUGUGUCGUACAAUGUUUGUAUUUUGAUAAUACGCUCUAAACUGUUUAAAAAGAAAUUAAUUUUUGUUUUGUGAUUCGUGUUAUUUUCUGUUAAAGUUAUUGGAAGCGGUUAGUCGAAUAAAUGAAAGUUAAAUAAUCAAAAAUAUCAUAAAAGUUAGUCAUUUACAAGUUUGCCGACCUGUUGCACCGAAAAGCCGCAGUGUAGUUCCACUAUUUUUUUAUGUUUCGUCCACAAAGCCGAGUAAACUAAUGUGCAAUUAAACAAAUGUUGAUCGUUACUCCAAUGCAAGAAAUGUUUAAUUUUCGGUUUGUACAAAUAAAACUAGAACUUUUGUUCAAUUGACUUGUGUAAACAAGAUAUAUUGAAAUAAAACGAGAAGAAGACGAGAAAAAAAAAUGUUCAAUCGAUGAGUGCAUUGAUCCAACAUACAAAAAAAAAUGCAUACAGUGCGUUCGUUUCUAACAACACGGAAUCGGUAAAUUUCUAUCCUUGUUCGUCAAAAUAUUAUGCAUGCUGCACAUAUGUGCUAGCGUUUAUCAAAAAAAUCCGCCGUUUGGGUGAUGAAAUUUGCAAUAUUUUGUGUGUGUAAUCAGUGUAAAGCCAAUCAAAAUGGGAUUAACCACUUCGAGGGAAGUACAACCAAUCGAUGAAGUUAUAUCAAUUAUGACACCGUCACCGACCGGUGUCAUUAGUCAUUUCAAUAAUAAACAGCCGAAUCAUCAUUUUCGGCAAGCCAGUGUGAGAAGCAGAGCGUCACAACCGAUUCCCGAUCAAAAUGAAUUGGAUAAGCGAUUCGCUAAAGUUUUGGCUUCCAUGGACUUGCCGCCCGACAAAGCGAAAUUACUGAAAAAUUACGAUGACGAAAAGAAGUGGGAUAUCAUUUGUGACCAGGAAAUGGUUCAGGCAAAAGACCCUCCUUCACAUUAUUUAGCGAAAUUAAGAACGUAUUUAGAUCCAAAGGCAUCUAGAAGUCAUAGGAAACGAAAAAUUGUCGGCGAAUCAACAUCGACACAAGUACUUCGCGACCUAGAAAUCUCCCUCCGUACUAACCACAUCGAAUGGGUCAAAGAAUUUCUCGACGAUGAAAAUCAAGGUCUGGACGCUCUAGUCGAUUACUUAAGUUUCCGAUUGACGAUGAUGCGACACGAACGACGCAUUCAAGAAGCCCGAUCGGAAUCUGAGGAACGACUGAACGGCACAAUCACUUCGUCGGGUAGUAGUAGUGACACAAAAUCUAAUGGAUUUCUGAGGCCAGGCCUUGGUGAACUGUUAGCCGACAGUCCGAAUUUGAAACGACGAUCACGACAUAUAGCCAAACUGAAUAUGGGCGCAUCCACCGAUGAUAUACAUGUUUGCAUUAUGUGUCUGCGUGCUAUAAUGAACAAUAAGUAUGGCUUCAAUAUGGUGAUCCAGCAUCGUGAGGCCAUCAAUUGUAUCGCUCUGAGUUUGAUACACAAAUCGUUACGUACUAAAGCGCUUGUAUUGGAACUGUUGGCUGCAAUUUGUCUGGUAAAGGGAGGACAUGAAAUCAUUCUGUCUUCGUUCGAUAAUUUCAAAGAAGUUUGUUCGGAAACGAGACGAUUCCAGACCCUGAUGGAGUAUUUUAUAAAUUAUGACAUUUUCAACAUUGACUUCAUGGUAGCGUGCAUGCAAUUCGUAAACAUAGUGGUCCAUUCGGUGGAAGAUAUGAACUAUCGCGUUCAUCUGCAAUAUGAAUUCACAGCUCUGCGUUUAGACGCAUAUCUGGAGAAACUAAGCUUAACAGAAUCGGAAGAGUUGCAAAUACAAAUCUCGGCGUAUUUGGACAAUGUCUUCGAUGUUGCUGCGCUCAUGGAAGACAGUGAAACAAAGACUGCCGCCCUGGAAAAAGUUCAAGAUUUAGAAGAGGACUUAGGCCGCUUAUUGGAAGCCGAACGUGAUAUGAUGCGAAAAUUGUCGGACUUGGAGAGUGAACUGAAUCAAAUUCGAAUGGAGCGCGACGAACUCUAUCAAGCGAAACGACAGAACGAAGAAGAAGUUCAGACACUGAAACGAACAUUGAAACAAAACGAGAAGAAGCUCAUGAGUCAACAGAACAUGUUGGAAAGCAAAACUCAAGAGCUUCAAACCUUAACAAAAUCGCUGCCAAGAGGUGCUUCCAUAACAGAUAAACUCAACGAAAUUAGUUCACACACAAAUGGCUAUGACAAGGAAGAAGUUGUUCCUCCGAUUCCACCGCCACCACCAGCAGCUGCAUUAGCACCACCAGCACCACCGCCUCCAUGUCCUCCUCCACCUCCACCAGCUUUAAACAAUAACUCAAUCAAUGCGACAAAACAACCGCCAUCGUUUAUUCCGCCACCUCCAGCUGCCGGUUUUAUGCUGGCACCAGAUGGAGCUAUGACUAUUAAACGAAAAGUUCAAACGAAAUAUAAACUGCCAACGCUUAAUUGGAUAGCACUGAAGCCCAAUCAGGUUCGUGGCACAAUAUUUAACGAAUUGGACGACGAAAAAUUACACAAGCAAAUUGACUUUGCCGAUUUCGAAGAAAAAUUCAAAAUCGGUAUUGGCGGGCCGUUAGUCAAUGGUAUAUCUGAAGUGGACGGAUUGAAUUCCAGCAAACGAUUCAAAAAGCCAGAAAACGUUUCAAUUCUCGAGCACACGAGAUUACGGAACAUAGCAAUCUCUCGACGAAAAUUGGACAUGCCAAUGGACCAAGUUAUCAAGGCGAUCAACAAUUUAGACUUAAAGCAGCUGUCACUGGAGAAUGUGGAAAUUCUACAGAAAAUGGUGCCCACUGAGCAGGAAAUCAAGGCGUUUAAGGAAUACAUAGCCGAGAAGAAAGAUUGUAAUCUGUUGACCGAGGAGGACAAGUUUAUGCUGCAAUUGACCAAAGUGGAAAGGAUAUCAUCGAAACUAUCCAUCAUGAAUUACAUGGGCAACUUCUUCGACAGUUUACAUCUAAUAAGUCCGCAAAUCUAUGCGAUCAUUAACGCUAGCUCUUCGGUGAAAUCGUCACAAAAAUUCAAAGAUGUCUUAGAAGUGGUGCUGGCAUUCGGUAACUACUUGAACAGCAGCAAACGCGGACCGGCCUACGGUUUCAAAUUGCAAAGUUUGGACACUCUGCUAGACACAAAAUCGACCGACAAGCGAAUGUGUCUGCUGCAUUACAUCGUCGGAACGAUUCGCCAAAAAUUCCCCGAACUGUUGACGUUCGACACCGAGCUAUUUUUCAUCGACAAGGCCGCUCAAGUAUCGCUGGAAAAUGUUGUGACCGAUGUGCAUGAACUGGAGAAAGGCAUGGAUAUCGUCCGGAAGGAGGCCGAAUUGCGUGGCAAGGGCCAGCCGACACAUGUGCUCAAAGACUUUUUGAACAAUUCGGAGGAAAAAUUGAAGAAAAUCAAACAGGAUGCUAAAAUUGCACAGACGGUUUUCAAGGAAUGCGUCGAAUAUUUCGGUGAAUCGUCACGGAACGCUGACGCAAACGCUUUCUUCUCUCUGCUGGUUAGAUUCACAAAGGCUGUCAAGACAACUGAUCAUGAGAAUGAACAACGUCGACGAUUGGAACAGGCAGCUCUGUUAGCUGCUAGCAAAAAGGAAUCCGACGAAGUGAUACUGCGUAAUAACAAACUGAAUCAGAAGAAACAACAGGACGCCGUCAUAAAUGAAUUGAAGAACAAAACGAACGCAGUCCGUGAAAAGAAACUCUUGCAACAGGACGAAGUGUACAACGGUGCAUUAGAGGACAUAUUGUUGGGACUGAAAAGUGAACCAUACCGGCGUGCCGAUGCCGUUCGCCGGAGUCAACGCCGUCGCAUCGAUAAUAAUCGAUUGUCGCGGACAAUGGAGGAAAUUGAGAUGUAGCAUUUGAAAUGAAUUCCAGUGAUUAUGUUGAUCGAAAAUGUAUUAUAUCUCUUAAGUCCAUCCAUAUGGAAAUGGAUUCAACAUAUGGAACAAAAAAAAUAAUUUUCUGCAGGGUCUCACACAAUGAAUGGUCCUGAAUUAAGGAAAUCUAAAAAUUUUUCUUUUUUAUUGAAACAAUUAAUCGAUAAGAAUUUUUAUACCGAAUGUGAUAUCUGUUUUUAAAGUAAUCAAAUGAAAUUUAAUGAGAACAAAAAAAAUGAAUGAUCGAAGGACUAUUAGGUAAAUUUACGCAUUCCAUGACAACAUUUCUUAUUAAAAAUUCAAUUCCUCUUUACAAGUUCUUGUUGAAGGCAAUUGAAAAGUAAAUAAAAUGAAGAAAUGAAUUUAAUGCUUGACCCAAGCGCACAAAACUUUUUUGCAUUUUUAUAU
Molecule: messenger RNA, 4290 nt
Organism: Bradysia coprophila
Lineage: Eukaryota; Metazoa; Arthropoda; Insecta; Diptera; Sciaridae
Gene: Frl
Product: formin-like protein
Biological process (GO): cell migration; cortical actin cytoskeleton organization; actin nucleation
Cellular component (GO): actin filament; cytosol
Molecular function (GO): microtubule binding; small GTPase binding; actin filament binding
Source: RefSeq, a predicted model, not a curated record